Molecule: messenger RNA, 942 nt
Organism: Sclerotinia borealis F-4128
Lineage: Eukaryota; Fungi; Ascomycota; Leotiomycetes; Helotiales; Sclerotiniaceae
Source: the annotation of a GenBank genome assembly
AUGGACGGCGAAAUCGCAUACGAGAACCAGGGAGUCGACCCACCUCAAGACGAUGCUAUGAGUGGAAUGGAGGAGAGAGCACAUACGCCAACACACAACAGCCGACAUGCUGCAUCUGCAUCCUCUGCAUCUGCAGAUUUCCAAACCCCAUCACAAUAUCCACAAGAAUACCCUGCGUCACCUCCACAGGAAGAUCCGACAAAUGGUCGAUAUCCCACUCCUCCCACAGCCUUCCCUGCGUCACUCUCACGUCCAGCUUCUGGUUUAUCGGGAAACGGCAACUAUGGCAAUGCAUACCAAGAACAAAAUUCACGGGGUUCAGGUACGAGUGCUACUACGGAACAACAGCAACAACAACGGGGCUCGAAGAAUAGUGUUGUCAUCAAAGUCGGCAUGGUAGGGGAUGCACAAAUCGGCAAAACCUCCUUAAUGGUCAAAUAUGUAGAAGGUAGUUGGGACGAAGAUUAUAUCCAAACCCUGGGAGUUAAUUUCAUGGAGAAAACUAUAUCCAUACGUAACACCGAGAUCACAUUCUCAAUAUGGGAUUUGGGAGGACAGAGGGAGUUUGUGAAUAUGUUACCGCUUGUUUGCAAUGAUGCCGUGGCGAUACUAUUCAUGUUUGAUUUGACGAGAAAGAGUACAUUGAACAGUAUCAAGGAAUGGUACAGGCAGGGGAGAGGGUUCAAUAAGACGGCGAUUCCGUUUUUGGUUGGAACGAAAUAUGAUCAUUUUGUGAACUUUCCGAGAGAGGACCAAGAGGAGAUCUCGAAUCAGGCUCGAAGAUUCGCAAAAGCAAUGCGCGCAAGUCUGAUUUUCAGUAGCACAAGCCAUAGCAUCAACAUCUUCAAGAUUGUCCUCUCAAAAGCCUUCGACCUCAAAUGUACAAUUCCUGAAAUCGAAAAUGUCGGCGAACCUCUCCUCCUUUACCAGUCCGUCGGUUAG